AUGGACGAGUUACGCUUUCGCAGCCAGCAAUCCCUUGAUUCAAUCAAUGGUCUAGUCUCUCCUCCACGAACCAGCCGAGUACCUCAAUCCCAACCUCUCCAUACUCAAGAUGGCCGGGGCGGUCUGAUAAGAAGAUUCACUACCGACUCCGGUAGAGUACCGACAAUUGGAUCUCUGCUCACCCAGCGCGGUGUGCCAGAGCAGCCCUUGGAAUAUGGUCCCUCGACUUACCACAAGGUGCAACUUUUAGAGAAAAAGAAACUCGAGUACGAGCGACUACGAGAGCAGAAAAGACGAUUUGAGGCUGAGAUGCAACUUCUGGAUCUGCAGCAACGCCGCGAAGAACAAGAGCUUGCUCAGAUGCAGGAGGAUAUUGGUCGAACCAACAAUAAGAACUCGAAUACCGGCCAUCAAUCCGAACCAACUACUCCACCCGAGUAUCGCGAAACUACUUCGGGAUUUCCUUCAGUGUUCUCUCGACCAAAUCGAUACUCGGCUUCGAGCCUGACCUCUCCGCCAGGUCUCUACAAUCGCCCAGGGCGAUCUGGUUCUCAGCUCACUUCCCCACAAUCCGGCAUACUCCAAUCUCGAAUGAUGGAUGAUAAGCUCCCUUCCAAAUCAGUUCCAGGAUCCAGACGCAACAGUGACGAAGACGAGAAGGAGGAGGCUGUUAGACAGGAUCCGACAAGUCACCGAGCAACGAAUGCCGUCUCGGCACAACUUGCCCACUUGACAUUCGAGCAUCUUGCUGGCAGUCAUCAUCUUCCCACCGCCCACAUUAGCACUCUCUUUUCCCCCGAAUUUUCUCAACAGAUAUUCGAUGCCUGUAACCAAAUCACGCAACGGCAUACACAACAUGUUGUCCGACGAUCCCGCCAGUACCACCCGCUUCCUCUUCGGCGAGGAGAUGGUGCUUCAUCUCCAGACGUUAAGACGUAUUUGCAAAUGAACGCCACAGACGACAAGUUUCCAAUUCUUGUUCGUCGUGAUGACUACCCCGGCUUGCUUUCCGCCUCCUCUGCAGCUCUUGAUCUGGCUUUGUCACAGUCACCUGGCCCGGACUCCAACGGUUGGGCGGCUCCGUUUGCUUCGCGCGGACACAGGUCCUCCCAGUCCCAACAGAACCUUCCAAUGAGCAAUAUUCCAGGCCAGACCAACGGAUCAGCUUCGAACUCCCAGGCCGAGUCCCCAGUCAGCUCUCGCCAGUACCGUCAUUCUUUAGACUCGCAGUAUUACGACCAAGAUAGCACCUCUACCCCCGUUACAUCGCCACAUGCUACACCUCCAAAGCUCCAUUCUUCCCAAUCUGCAAGUGAGGUCCCUACGAUGAGAUCAAGCAUGAACGGAAUGUCGAGCGUUAACACGACGCCAAACUCGCAUGCGCAGCAACAUUUGCACAACCACAACGCCAGUUUGGGCCGCAUUCCACCAAAUGCUAUGAACAACCGAUUAAGCCGUGAGAUGUCUUCGGGAGAGACCUCUACUUUGCGAGAUGCACAGAAUGGAGGUUAUCAAUCUAUCAACUCAGCUCUUCAAGCUAGUACCGCUCCAUUCAAUCCUACCUUAACUCAGAGCAUGUCUCAAGCACAACUGCCAGCGGCGAUGACCUCUCCAACAGCGCAACAAGCAUACUCUGUUCCUGGCCAGGGCUAUUACAAUUACAACAUGCCAAUUAUGAACAUGGGAAUGCAGAACAUGAGCCUUGGCCAGCAGCCCAUGUACUCUCCACAACCCAACCCAUAUGCUCCUUAUGGUAACAUGUAUCCGCAAACUCAGGCCCGCGGCCAUGACAGCCAGGCUCGUGUUAUUCAGCAGCGUCGACAAAACGAUGGUGAAGCAAUGAACCGAUUUGCCAACUUGGCACUGGAUCAGAUUGGUGGUGAGAUCUAUUCUCUGUGCAAGGACCAGCAUGGGUGUCGGUACCUACAGAAGAAGUUGGAGGACCGUGAUCCUGCUCAAGUCCACAUGAUAUGGCUGGAGACCAAUCAGCAUGUCAUUGAGCUGAUGACUGAUCCUUUUGGUAACUAUCUGUGCCAGAAGCUGCUGGAGUACUGCAACGAUGACGAGCGCACCGUUCUGAUCGAGAACGCCUCUCACGAUCUUGUCCGCAUUGCUCUCAAUCAGCAUGGAACUCGGGCUUUGCAGAAGAUGAUCGAGUUCAUCUCAACCCCUGGCCAGGUCCAGACCAUUAUCAGUGCUCUCCGCUAUCGAGUUGUUGAGCUUAUUCAAGACCUGAACGGCAACCACGUCAUCCAGAAGUGUCUCAACAAGCUUUCACCAACUGAUGCUCAAUUCAUUUUCGACGCUGUUGGAACCAACUGCAUCGAUGUGGGCACUCACCGCCAUGGUUGCUGCGUCCUUCAACGUUGCAUUGACCACGCUUCUGGAGAACAAAAGGCUUGGUUGAUUAGACAAAUCUCUAACAAUGCUUUCCUCCUCGUUCAAGAUCCUUUCGGAAACUACGUUGUCCAAUACAUCCUCGAUUUGAACGAACCAAUCUUCACAGAACCCCUUGUUGCAAUGUUCUCAGGACGUGUUGGUCAGCUUUCAAAGCAAAAGUUUAGCUCCAAUGUUAUCGAAAAAUGCCUGCGAUGUGCUCAGGAGCCAUCAAAGGAUAUGCUGAUUGAGGAGAUGCUUCAGCCAUCAGAGCUUGAUCGUCUUCUCCGAGACUCUUUCGCCAACUAUGUCAUUCAGACUGCCCUUGACUACGCCAAUCCUACAAUGAAGGUGCGCUUGAUUGAGGCCAUCCGUCCUUACCUCCCUGCUAUCCGCACAACCCCCUACGGUCGCCGCAUCCAGGCCAAGAUUCAAGGCAAUGAGAACCGCAGUGGUCCGUCAAGUGGCCAAGCUACCCCGAAUGAGCUAGAGCCAACGCAGGCACCAAUUCGCCAUCAACGUGGCUUGUCGAACGCCUCUGCUGGGAGCUUUGUUAGCCCGGUCAGUGCCUACGCCAAUGGAUACCCACCGGCAAGUGGGCCUGGCACUACAAAUGGCUUCCCCGGAGCAGUGACCCGUCCGGCACCUCAGCCAGGCGGUGCUGGAGGCUUCCCCAGCAGUGAGCAGCUUACAUCCAACCGCCAAGGUUCCCAGCAACCAUUCCCUUACUCGUAUGGUAGAGGAAAUGGCCAGACUGGAGCUGAGACUUGGCUUUGA
Lachnellula hyalina is the source of this 3153-nucleotide messenger RNA. RefSeq names its product Pumilio domain-containing protein (gene SPAC6G9.14). Gene Ontology annotation, biological process: post-transcriptional regulation of gene expression. Gene Ontology annotation, cellular component: cytoplasm. The record is from RefSeq and is a predicted model, not a curated record. NCBI's taxonomy places the organism in Eukaryota, Fungi, Ascomycota, Leotiomycetes, Helotiales, Lachnaceae. The transcript is spliced from 7 exons. The coding region runs from base 1 to 3153 and encodes 1050 amino acids. Gene Ontology annotation, molecular function: mRNA binding.